GCACACUUGCGCACCUCCGUCGGUUCCUUUCGCCCCCCUCUUUUUUUUUUUUUUGGCCGGGAGUGAUGUUGCACGUGGAGAUGUUGACGCUUCUCUCUCUGCUACUCUGGAUGUGUGUUUGCAGCCAGGAUCCUGGCUCCAAGGUGGUUGCUGAUCGCUAUGCGGUGUACUGGAACAGCACCAACCCCAGGUUCAUGAGGGGAGACUACCACAUUGAUGUCUGUAUCAAUGACUAUCUAGAUGUAUUCUGCCCUCAUUAUGAAGACUCUGUGCCUGAAGAUAAAACUGAACGAUACGUUUUGUUCAUGGUGAACUUUGAUGGCUACAGCUCCUGUGAUCACACAUCCAAGGGCUUCAAAAGAUGGGAGUGCAAUCGGCCCCACUCCUCCAAUGGACCUCUAAAGUUUUCAGAGAAAUUCCAACUCUUCACUCCAUUUUCGUUAGGAUUUGAAUUUAGACCAGGAAGAGAAUAUUACUAUAUAUCUUCAGCAAUUCCAGAUAAUGGAAGAAGAUCCUGCUUAAAGCUCAAAGUCUAUGUACGGCCAGCAAACAGCUGUAUGAAAACUAUAGGUGUUCAUGACCGUGUUUUCGAUGUUAACGACAAAGUAGAAAAUUCAUUAGAACCAGCAGAUGACACAAUUCAUGAAUCAGCUGAGCCAUCUCGUGGUGAAAAUUCAGCACCUACACUGAGAAUACCAAACUGGCUUUUGACAACCCUAUUGUUUCUCCUGGCAAUGCUUUUGACGUUAUAGCACAGUAUACUUCACAGACCAGCUCCAGAACAUAAUAGGGUCUUGGAACAUCAAAGAUCCACCUGAUUGCUUCACCCAAGAAAUAAACUUUUUUUCUGCUUUUCAUUUAGUUUUUAGUUUUUUCCCCCAAUUUCAAGUGAAC
Messenger RNA from Nanorana parkeri, 894 nucleotides. It is a transcript of the gene EFNA5, whose product is annotated as ephrin A5. Gene Ontology annotation, biological process: axon guidance; ephrin receptor signaling pathway; regulation of cell-cell adhesion. The transcript has 5 exons. Gene Ontology annotation, cellular component: plasma membrane; external side of plasma membrane. The coding region runs from base 66 to 752 and encodes 228 amino acids. The record is from RefSeq and is a predicted model, not a curated record. Gene Ontology annotation, molecular function: ephrin receptor binding. Lineage: Eukaryota; Metazoa; Chordata; Amphibia; Anura; Dicroglossidae.